GAAAUAAUAGGCUUAAAUAUAUACAUACAUACAUACAUACAUACAUAUGUAUAUAUGAGACCGUCUCUUCUAUUAAUUUGACUACAGCUGUACAUACAUUUUUCCAUAAAAUAAGUAAAUCCAACACACUCAAAAACAUGUUUGUAUUUUGUUUGACCCAUUUCUGGGUAAUUUUGUUUCUACAAAGUGAGUGUAGAACCAACAAACAGUGACGUAAUUUUUAGUCGAUCGCUGAUCGCCAAUAUUCAGCGAUUUUUCAUUUCGCUCUUUGCUGCAUUGGAUUGUUUUGAUUGAUAAAUUUGUGUUUUUUUGUUUUUGCAUUGAAUUUGUUUACUCACCAGCAAUGUACAUACAUACAUAUGUAUGUAUGCAUGAAUGUGGAUUUGUAUACACACGUACGUACAUAUGUUCGCAGAGAUUCUAUUUAGGUUACACAUUUUGGGCAUUGUAUUCCCCGAACUGAAUCUGCCUUUGCUAUAUUCCAAGCGAAUCCAUUCCAAUUCAGCGUUCAAAUGCAUUGAGCCCGGUCAGUGGCAAACGCAAGCGGCUCGAAAAGUAUUGGCUGUGGAUUUAAUGACAGCAGUUUUGCAGCAGCUGAAAUAAAAUUAAGCGAGUAUGUGUUACGUCAUCAUAACCGGAGGCAGUUUGGUGUGGUUUGUGCUGAGCCUGGUGGCCGACAUGCUAAUCGCGUCAGCGAUAGUCACACCUAAAUGGUUAAUCGGUCCGAAUCCAGCGUUUGUCAGUGUUGGUUCGAGCAUUUCCUCGCGUGUAACAAGCUCUUCCAUUCAAAACGAAACCCAAUUAAUGUUACCAAUACCCACGGUCCGUUAUCCGUCCGUGGGUAUUUACACACGCUGCAAAAUGAUGCACGGCUAUGGUUACCACUGCGGUCCCUUCGAUUUGGAUGGCUUCGCGACUGACAGCAAUGUUUACCCAUCCGCUUGGAAGGCCACGAUGUUCUUCAUGUCGUUGGGCUUCGCUGUGCACUCCAUAACGGUGGCGUUGACGCUGGUAACCUGCUGCCGACAGUCGGCUUUUGGCAAGAGCAUACACAACAUGACGGGUUGUGCACAAGUUGUAUCAGCAAUAAGCAUUAUGUUGGCGCUAUUUCUACAUCCAUUGGCUUGGGGAGCACCGCGUGUGCAGUUGCUAUGUGGCGCUGAUGCUGAGCCAUUCUAUCCAGCGGGUUGUUCUAUUGGUAUUUCCUUCUACUGUGCUGUGGCCGCUGCGGUACUUUGUUUCAUUUGCGCUGGCAUCAGUUUGAAAGCAGAGUCGUCCAAUAUGCGCAUGCGCGUAAAACGGCGAGUUGAAGAGGGCAAUCGUUUGGUGUGCAUUCCAUAAAACCUUUACUAGGUACUAGGACUCUUAAAGUUACUCUAAUAACCUUAAAACCUAUUAUUCGAAUAUGCGCUUUGUAACCGUUCAUAUGAAUAUUUACCGAUUAAUACUAUUCGAAUAGUGGCUCUGUUGUGAAUAUUUGAAAACACGAAAAAUGUUUAAAGUCCAAAUAGCCUUUGAUUUUUGCCUUCUUUAUAUUUGUGAAGAUGUCAAUUGUGCGCGUAUUUACUGCAAAAUUUUUAUAAACUUAUAUAUGUAUAUACAUACGUAGAAAAAAUUGUGGAAGUUGUACGCUUACUAUUCGAAUAGUCGAAAACGAAGAGUUAACCAGAUAGUCGAAAAUGAACGGUUCAUGGAAUAGUCGAAGAAUCUCCGGAUAAACCGAAUAUUCUUACCCGAUGAAUGCCCUAUCCGGUUAAUCUUGGUCGAAUACCAAGAGCCCUACUUUAAACUAUAUUUUUAAUUCUUCAAACAAGAAUCGGAAUAUUGCACAUCGAAUUUAUCGAAUAAAAUUACUGUGGUGUAAAUUAUUUAAUUUUUGUACAUUUUAAUAAUAUUAAGUUCCUUUAAUUUAGUAAUUUAGUUUAAACAUGGUAAACUAUCUCUUACACAAACUCAAGUGACAUGUUUGUUGUAUUGACCUAUAUACAUACAUACAUAAAUGUACUUACAUUAAAAGCAUCACAUGUGUAAUUUAUUUUAAGAUAAACAAAUGUAUAAGCAGCUCAUAAGAAAAGUUUCGAAUAAACGUCAUACAAGGUAUGCACCUUCAAUUGUAUAA
Molecule: messenger RNA, 2119 nt
Organism: Bactrocera neohumeralis
Lineage: Eukaryota; Metazoa; Arthropoda; Insecta; Diptera; Tephritidae
Product: LHFPL tetraspan subfamily member 2a protein
Exons: 4
Coding region: 616-1341 (241 amino acids)
Cellular component (GO): membrane
Source: RefSeq, a predicted model, not a curated record